Messenger RNA from Sinocyclocheilus rhinocerous, 2127 nucleotides. Its product is annotated as zinc finger CCHC domain-containing protein 8-like. Gene Ontology annotation, cellular component: catalytic step 2 spliceosome. The coding region runs from base 69 to 1808 and encodes 579 amino acids. Lineage: Eukaryota; Metazoa; Chordata; Actinopteri; Cypriniformes; Cyprinidae. Gene Ontology annotation, biological process: RNA processing. Gene Ontology annotation, molecular function: RNA binding. The transcript has 12 exons. The record is from RefSeq and is a predicted model, not a curated record.
CCAAUCAGCGGUCACGCGUCAGCGCGUCGCAGGAUUUGUCCUUCGGGUCUACGCUGCGCUCGUCAAACAUGGCCGCGGUGGAGUUUGGAGACAGCGAGCUGUUCGAGCAGUUCGGGGAGAACGCGUCGGAGCGCGGGCUGCGGGAGACAGUAGAAGCGUGCGGAGAAACAGCCGCGCGUCUGAAGGCGGAGAAUGAGGAGCUGAAGAGAAAGUUGAACAUAUUAAGUCGUCCUGCGGGGAUAAAAAUAGAAGAUUCCAAAAUCGAUGGGCCACUUUGUCAAAUUAAUUAUGGAAACAACAUCAUUUCCAGGCAGUGUCGGAAAGAAAUGGAGGACUUCAUCUGCGGUCUUGUCCAGAAGAGGCUACAAGAGUGUAGAAAUGAUCCGGAAGGCUCUGCUCUUCAUGUCAAGCCACAUCAUUCAGGUUUCGUUAUGGAGGAGAGCUACAAAGCAAAGACGUCCAGUGACUCCAAGCACAUGAAGAAUGCUUUCAGUGUGCUAGGGAGUGUCUUGUACUUCACCAGCUUCUGUGUUGAUAAACUUGGCCAGCCGCUGCUGAAUGAAAACCCGCAGCAGACUGACGGAUGGGAGGUUCCCAAAUAUCAGCAGAUCUUCAGCCAGAUCAUCGCCCUCGAGGGCCAAGAGGUGCAGAUAAAGGAGAAAAGGCCGAGACCGUGCUGUUUCAACUGCUGCUCUGAGGAUCAUCAGCUGCGAGACUGUCCAGAGCCCAAAGAUAUGGCUCGUAUCAAUGAAAAGAGGAAGGAGUUUUCGCAGAACAGCAAUCAGAGCAACCAGCGCUACCAUGCAGAAGAGGUCGAAGAGCGCUUUGCAAAGUACAAGCCAGGAAUACUGAGGUCAGACUACAGGUCUUUCGGCUCUAUUCCAAUGCAGCCUCAGCAGUGGAAGCAAAAUUUUGCUGCUUUUUUAAGCAGUAACUUUCCAACGCAGGGCUCCAGCUGCAGUAAGAGGCGUCAUGAGUCUGAAUCCACGGCCCAGAAGACAAAGAAACAGAGAUCAAAUUCAGAGAACCUCGAAUCAGAUAUGGAGAUAGAGUCAGAACACGACAUGUGUCCGGUUAGAUCCGAUGGUUUCCAGUUCCACCCUCCGCUCCCUCCUGGCUCUGCGUCCUCAUCCGCUGCUCCACCUCUCCCGCCGGGAACGCCUCCGUCCACUCCGCCCAUCCCUAAGGGAACUCCACCACCGACUCCACCUACUAACGAUUCCCCGGCCAAUCAGGCGAGAGGGUUGACUGAGGGGGAGGAGUCUGAGGACGGGCUGACUCUGGAGGAACUGGAGGAGCAGCAGAGGCUUCUCUGGGCAGCCCUUGAGAAGGCAGAUACCACGACCAACAGUGAUUCUGAGACCCCCGUCCCGAGUUCCCCUAGUGUGGUCACUUCACUUAAACUCGACUCGGAGGAAGACGGAGAAAAGACGGAGGACUCGAGUCAAGCGUAUGAAAUCAAGAGCACGCCAUCUUCACCUAAUGUUUGUGAGGAGGAGAGGAUAGAUGAAACCGCCAUCGAUUUGCAAGCAGGGAUGAGUGACGACAUUGUCCUGGAUGAAAUUUACGAGGAAAGCCGUAAUCAUGAUGCAACAAAUGGAGCUUCAGACACUCCUCAGAUAAACACGGAGGAGCCUGCCGUAAAUAAAGUAGCUUUCGUCCCACACCGGAGCAGGUUCGCUGCGGGUAUUAUUCCUUUCGAGGACACGCCUGAGUUUACGGAGGUGGCUGAAGCAACGGGGGUUUACCUCAAGAUUCGAGAUUUACUAAAAGGCUCCCCGAGAAGUCAGGCCCGAAGCAAGAAAUAAUGGAAGUCGUGUGUUUUUACUGCGCACCUGUGGACAACGAGCAAUGUGUUUUUCUCUCUAAUCACAGUCCUUUUGUAUGUAGUUUUACUUUGGUGCUUUGUAUCUUUUUACAGCUAUCGUGUGAUUUUUUUAAAAACACAAAAAGGUUUCAUUUGGUUUGUACCUGAUUAUUAACUGACUGUGGAUACUUGAUCUCUGUGUAGGGAAUGUUUUUUAUUAUUAUUAUAAUUAUUCUGUUUUCUGUAAUUACAGUCGUUACCGCUACAUCUCAUUUGCAUGCCCUCCAUCUGUGUAUUUUAUUGUGAAUAUCUUUCAGAAU